Molecule: messenger RNA, 1413 nt
Organism: Gigantopelta aegis
Lineage: Eukaryota; Metazoa; Mollusca; Gastropoda; Neomphalida; Peltospiridae
Product: DNA-directed RNA polymerases I and III subunit RPAC1-like
Exons: 11
Coding region: 116-1159 (347 amino acids)
Biological process (GO): DNA-templated transcription
Cellular component (GO): RNA polymerase III complex; RNA polymerase I complex
Molecular function (GO): protein dimerization activity; DNA binding
Source: RefSeq, a predicted model, not a curated record
UAAUUAAUCGAGACUAUUUGCACAUGGCUGUAUUUUUAGUUGUGAGACUAAAAAAUAACAAAACAAAAUAUAUCCGAAAAGGUCACAAACCAAGCGUUAGCUCCAUAUUUUUUUGAUGGAUCACAUCGAGGAAAUACGCACUCGAGUUCAGCUGUUAGAACAUACAGUUGACAAUGUUCACAGUACUGACUUUCCUGGCAGCUAUGACGGUUAUGAUGACACAUGGAGUCAGAGCAAAUUUGAAAAGAAUUUUAUAAUCAAUAUCAUCGACAUCAAUGAAGACAAUAUGGAGUUUGAUAUGAUAGGAGUGGAUUGCUCAAUCGCUAAUGCCUUCAGGCGAAUACUUCUAUCUGAGGUGCCAACUAUGGCUAUUGAGAAGGUCUUCGUAUACAACAACACAUCCAUUAUCCAGGAUGAAGUUCUUGCUCACAGACUCGGUCUCAUUCCCAUUAAGGCUGAUCCCAGGUUGUUUGAAUACAGACAGGAAGGUGACACAGAAGGUAGUGCUGAAGACACCAUUGAGUUCCAGCUGAAGGUGAAGUGUACAAAGAACCCACAACCAAAAGAUUCCACACGUCCUGAUGAGAUGUACAAAGAUCACAAAGUGACAACUAACUAUAUGAAGUGGGUUCCUGUGGGCGACCAAGCAAAUAUAUUUAAUGCAGGUGAUAUAAGACCAGUAGAUGACAUUCUCAUAGCAAAGUUACGGCCAGGUCAGGAACUGGAUCUGAAGAUGCACUGUGUCAAAGGUGUAGGGAAAGACCAUGCCAAGUUUUCCCCUGUUGCCACAGCGUCGUACAGACUUCUGCCUGAAAUCAUUCUCACACGUCCAGUCGAGGGAGAGAAAGCAGAGAGGUUACAGAAGUGUUUUUCUCCAGGAGUUAUAGAACUUGAUAACAUUGAUGGGGUACUUCGUGCACGCGUCGCAAACCCGAGACGAGACACCUGCAGUCGAGAAGUUUUCCGCCAUUCUGAUCUUAAAAACUGUGUCAAGCUGAAUCGAGUUCGAAAUCACUUUAUAUUUUCAGUGGAGUCCACUGGCAUUUUACCUCCCGAUGUGCUGGUGUCCGAAGCGAUUAAAGUGUUAAUGGAAAAGUGCAGGACUAUGUUGUCUGAACUGAACCACACAACAGAUUCAAAAUCCACCGAAACUUACUGAAACCAGUUUGUGUAAAAAUGACAAGCACUGUACCAAAACACUUCAUAGCUGAUUUAUCAAAGGCAGUGUGUGUGGAAAAAUUUAUAAAAGAUCUCUUGCUGUUAGCCUAUGUGACAGGUUUCGCUUCUGACAAAGGAUGGAUACAGAGUCACGAUUACCAUGUGAGAUACCUUGUUGAGGUGUGAAACAUUACUUUUUCUAUCUAGAGCAAAGGAUUCUGAAUGGAAAAUGUUAUAAUAAAUGACACUCAAGUA